Messenger RNA from Sander lucioperca (pikeperch), 665 nucleotides. RefSeq names its product HOATZ cilia and flagella associated protein (gene hoatz). Gene Ontology annotation, biological process: cilium assembly. NCBI's taxonomy places the organism in Eukaryota, Metazoa, Chordata, Actinopteri, Perciformes, Percidae. The transcript has 2 exons. Bases 130 to 594 code for a protein of 154 amino acids. The record is from RefSeq and is a predicted model, not a curated record.
UGUUCUGUUUUCAAAUUAAAAGCUUUGAAUGAAUGAAUUUGUACACAGAUGUGAUGUCGAGUAGUUUACUGUUAUACUGUUGAGUAAAUAGGAUUUGUCACUAAUUAGUAGAGGUGGAGACUGAGUAAAAUGUCUGAGCCCCCGGAGCAGGAGGACUUUGAUAAAUGCUUCACCGUGUUUGACGGCUCUUCUCCGGAGGACGUGUCCCACGCACGACAGCUGUGGAGCUCACUGUCUCUCCUGCCGCCCUUGGAAUCCCGGCUGGUGUCCGCAGACAUCCGUCAGAGACUGCCGGUAUCCCGGACGCAGCAUCAUUUCCAAAACAUCAUGUCCAAACACCCCGUCCCACAGCCGCCGAGUGUCCCUGCUCUCCGGCAGAGACGGGAGGAGAGGCAGCGGUAUGUGGCCAUGGCCGACCAGAGGAGGGAGAUCCUGGCUCUGUUGGGGAGGCAGAGGGAGCAGAGGAUUCAGAAGGAGCUGCUCUCUGUGGACUUCAAACCCAAUUUGAAGUUCGGCCGAGAUAAAAUAUUGAAGCUGCAAAAACCACCAGACUCUGAGAUGGACGACGAAGAGCUGGUGAAGCAGCUGCAGUAAAGGACCAUAAUUAAGUUUUUAAAAGGCUUCACACAUGUGGGGGGUUUAGGCCUAUAGAAGAACAAAAAUGU